Messenger RNA from Spodoptera littoralis (African cotton leafworm), 1050 nucleotides. The record is from the annotation of a GenBank genome assembly. NCBI's taxonomy places the organism in Eukaryota, Metazoa, Arthropoda, Insecta, Lepidoptera, Noctuidae.
AUGGAGGGCGGGGGGCGACAGACACGGCUUCUCAGCAGGUUGUUCAGCAGACUCCGAGGCGAUCAUCAUAAAUACAACACUUUAGAUAAACGGUUCUCGUUUAGCUCUACCGCCAUGAGCGAGAGUACAGGCUGCAGCACCACCAUGGAUGAGGACCUGGAGAUGGAUCCCCAGGUCUGCCCCAAGACUUCCAUGCACAACUGCUGUGGACUUGACGAUGACAACUUUCCUGCUAACAUCGAUUUGAGAUACAGUGGACAAUAUUUGACACCCGAGCAACUGCCGGAGUUUUGUGACCAACUCCACAAUCUGGUGGAAGUGAUAAGAAAUAUACAAUCGUAUGCCAAAAUCACAGGAGAGUACCCAAGUGAACUAGAACGUCGGUUAGAACAAGAAGCACGAGAAGUAGCCGCAAUAGCUGCGGAGGCGCGCAACGCUCGUGACGUAGUGACGCGUGUGCGUGCGCAACGACGCGCUGUGCGGGCGCACAAGAAGCAUCUCGUAUCGCAACUGGCAAGUUUGAGGGAAACUGAGGUUAGGGAGUUAGAGAGCACGGUGCGUCUGUCAGAUAGAAAGCUUUUCAAGAACUGGGAAGCGCUGAAAGACUCCACCGACCCAGCAGCAUUUGAGCCUUUGCUUGAUGAAAUCAAGAACAAGCAAACAGCUCUGGAGUGCCUGCUCCGCCUGGUGGACAGCAGGAAGGCCGCACUGUCGCGCACUGCACCACCUCCCACACCACUCCCACCUCCCGAGUCAUCACUCGACACCGAUGAGUCGGGUGUGACUGGUGGUUCGUGCGGUCCUGCCGGCCGCAAGCGCCACGAGGGCCGGCGCUCGGCGGGCAAGCGACGGCGUCGCUCGCCGCGUUCCGUGCCGCUCUCCGGGGAGCCCAGUCGACACGCGCCACCGCCGCAGGUCACCCUGUACAUCCAGGGUACAGAGAGCACGUCCCGGUACAGGGUAGGCAGUGCUGGAGCAGUCGCCCUCACACCGCUGGAGCUGCCUUCUGGUGGAAGCGUCAGGGAUAUUCUCUUCUUUACCACUAAUUAA